AUGCGUCUCCUAAAUGUUGAUAGCCUCAAGCUUAAAUAUUUUGUUGGCGAGCCUGGUCAUGGCGUGCCCGGUUAUGCUAUUCUCUCCCACAUCUGGGGCGACGACGAGAUUUCCUUCCAAGAAAUGACCGAAAACGUAUACCCCUCGACGCCAGCUUCGCUGAAAGGGCUUCAGAAAAUCCUUGGCUUUUGCGACAAGGCGAAAUCUGACGGCCACAGUUGGGUAUGGAUCGAUACCUGUUGCAUCGACAAGUCUUCCAGCGCAGAGCUUUCCGAGGCCAUCAACUCCAUGUUCAACUGGUACAGAAACGCUGCGGCUUGCUACGCUUACUUGUUCGAUGUCACAAGCGACGAGGCCCCGGCAGGACCACAGUCUGCGUUCCGGUCAAGCAAGUGGUUUACGCGCGGUUGGACACUCCAGGAGUUGCUCGCACCUUUCGAGGUAGCAUUUCUCGCGAUGGACUGGCGUGAACUUGGUGCAAAGUCUGAUUUGGCCCCCAUCAUUACAGAAAUUACUCGAAUUGAUCAACAGGUACUGUCAACCUGUGUUUGGGAUGACGUUAGCAUAGCAGCCAUCAUGUCUUGGGCUGCAAACAGACGUACAACAAGGGUGGAGGAUGAGGCAUACUGUCUGAUGGGAUUAUUCAACGUGAAUAUGCCUCUCAUUUACGGCGAGGGACGAAACGCCUUUUAUAGGCUGCAAUUGGAAAUUAUCAAGUCUUCGGAUGAUCAGUCAAUUUUUGCCUAG
Molecule: messenger RNA, 747 nt
Organism: Metarhizium robertsii ARSEF 23
Lineage: Eukaryota; Fungi; Ascomycota; Sordariomycetes; Hypocreales; Clavicipitaceae
Exons: 1
Coding region: 1-747 (248 amino acids)
Source: RefSeq, a predicted model, not a curated record